Messenger RNA from Schistocerca serialis cubense, 741 nucleotides. RefSeq names its product piggyBac transposable element-derived protein 2-like. The transcript has a single exon. The coding region runs from base 1 to 741 and encodes 246 amino acids. NCBI's taxonomy places the organism in Eukaryota, Metazoa, Arthropoda, Insecta, Orthoptera, Acrididae. The record is from RefSeq and is a predicted model, not a curated record.
AUGGAUGUUCAGUGUGCUGUGCAGUUUUUGGAUCCACCAAGUGAAGAACGUUCUCCCCUCCAAUAUUUUGAAAGUUUUAUUGAUGAGACCAUAAUUGACAAUUUAGUAGCGCAGACAAAUCUAUACUCUACUCAAGUUUUAGGACCAAGUAUAAACACUAGUGCCAAUGAAAUAAGACAGUUCAUUGGCAUUCAUUUACUAAGUGGUAUUGUGAGUGAGCCGAGUUACAAGAUGUAUCGGGCAAAUGAGACAAGCCAUAGUCAGAUAGCUGACGUGAUGCAACUCUGUCGAUUUUACAAGUUGAGGAGGUAUUUUCAUGUGAAUGACAAUGCAAAUAUGUUACCCAGGGAUGACCCUCAUCAUGACAAACUGUUCAAGGUCAGGCCAUUUUUAGAUCAACUAAAGAACAAUUUUCUAAAGACCAAAGCUGAAGAAUAUGACAGUAUUGAUGAACUUAUUAUUCCACUAAAAUCACAUACUUCUCUGCGCCAGUAUAUAAAAUCACAGCCACUCAAAUCGGGCAUAAAAGUAUUUGCUCAAGCUGGUGUAAAUGGCUACAUUUACGAUUUUGAAGUGUAUGUUGCGAAGGCGACAAACACUGCAAGUAAUCCUGAGUUAGGAAUGAGUGGAAAUGCAGUGAUUCGGCUGAUUGAGAACUUGCCUAGGCAUGCCAAUUUCAAACUCUUUAUGGACAACUGGCCCACUCCCUUCAACCUAGCAGUAAAGCUUAGAAAUGAAUGA